UUUGAUUCUCUGUUUAUUUUUAUCUGUAGGUUUUUACAUGGAAACCGAAUCAAAAACAUUGAUGCGAAUGCUUUUCGCGGCCUCACUGAUCUGCGUUUGGUGUAAGUUGUAUUGAAUAGAAGUAAACUGAGAUGCUUUUCUUUCAGCUUCGUACAUAGUUCUAUAGUAUUUAGCAUUUUAAAAAAAGUUCAGUGUCGAUCAAUUUUUUAGUUGGUUUGUCUAAAUCAGUAUCACAAUCUUGAUGGUUUUAUGUCAAGUUUCCCCUUCACUUUUUUUAGUACGGGAUGGCAUCAAAUGUACUCUGCGUGAGGGAAAUUGCCAUUUUAAAGCAAUUCAUUCUGAAGCCAAUCAUAUAAACAAAUUAACUUCUUGAAUUCUAGGACGCUAUUUGAAAACCCCGCCUUAAUGUCACUUCCAAGAAAUGUAUUCAAUGGACUGACUGAAAAUGUUACUUUGUAAGUAUAGAUAGUUCUCAAUCUACUAACUAGGAUACAUUUCUUCAAAGCCCUUUUUACAUUUAAUAAGUAUGAACUUUGAGUCAUUAAUACAAUUGCAUACCCACUGUUCCUCAAUGUAGUUGCUUGGAUAAAUAUUAUUAUUUGAGAUAUUUGACAAUUUGUAAUUCAAGUUGGUUAUACCUUCCGAGAGAGACAUCUUGUUUUUUUAAGAUCACCGAAACCUCUGGUGAUGCCAACUAACUUGAAGAUGUUUAACCAUGCAGUGAUAAAUAACAAACUGCACAAUAAUUUUGUUCUUGACUGAUCCUGAUCUUCGUGCACGGUUCUGACCAAAUGAGCCACUUCAUUUGAACCUACUAAUUGUCAAUUUACUUAAGCAUACCCCAAACCUCAUCUUAAAGUUAAAAGGUUUGAACUUCUUUUUAGAGCUCUCUCCUGCAAAACCCUCAAAGAGCUUCCUCGAGGGAUAAACGAGGCAAGAGUGUAAGUAAAAGGUCAUGUAGAGCAGUUUUGGUUGUAAUUCAGGAUCGCUCGGGUUUUGCUGUAAAACUCAGAUUAAAAAUAACGAUUGAUUAACCUUGACUUGAUAAUGUAUAUCAACAAAGAAAAGAACAUUACAGAUCAGUCAUUCUUUGCUGCCUCGAGGUCAUUUACAUAUAGGGUGCUCAAGUAUAUUAUCUUCGGUUUGAUCUACUUUAUCAGUUGCAGUAAAAUCUGGCUGUGAUGUGCUCUGCUGUAUUGUGCUAUAAUGUAUCAUGUUUGAACUUUCAUCAAUGAUUUGUCAUAUUCAGUAUCUUUUGGUCUGGUUUGGUGUGGGUCUGAAUCCAGGCCAUUUAAUUUGCCUAACAUAUAAGCUUUGUGGAACUCUUUAACCUUGAAUUACAGUGAACUGUUGCGCCGGCUUUUCACCCUUUUGGUUUUAUUAACAAGUUUUUGUUUGCAUUUCUUUCAUCAGUGUAUGUGCUCCAACAGAAUCUUUGUUUGUAAUCGUCUCUUACCGAGAACGCCGCUAUCAGCGGGAUGGUCUUCUAGCCUCCGGCUUUAUGUGUCCUAAAUGCAGAAAGGAGGUCUAUCCCAGAUGCCUUAAUUGUAGCCUUUGCUCGACGGGCACCUACAGCAGCCGUGAUACUACGAAUACACAUUGCUUGAGGUGCCCUGCAGGUAAAUAUGAUGCUUUACAUGUUGCAAUUUGUUUUUGGAGACAUUUACGUUUAGCUAAAAACCAUAAAAUGAGUGUCUGAUCUCAAUGGAUAGAGUAUCGCUCCCAAAUGUUUUAUUUUUAGGAGGCUUUUACCAAGACGAAAUGGGCCAAAUUGACUGUAAGACCUGCUCCAUUGGCACUUAUGUUCCUGAAAUUAACUCCCCUGGAAAAUCCGCGACUGACUGUCGUGCAUGCCCUUACGGUAAGAGAAAAUAAUGAUUGAAAUUGAGUUUUGAAAAAUUGAGGCAAUAAUAUUGAAUAGAAGAGAAUUCUUCUUGUAAGAAUGCAUUACGUAUGAAUAUCUUGAGAAGAAUCUCGAUUUCAGAAAUUCUUGCUACAAGAAUAAGGAAUUCUUUUCUCAAGAACGAGAAUUCUUCCUUUAUCAUAUUGACCCAUCUCGUCUCGAUAAAGAAGGAAUGGGUCAAUAUGGAUGCAAGAUUUGCAGCACGUAUACCUAUGUUCAUGAGGAGUAGCAUCCUGGAAAAAGUCCUAAUGACUAUCGCGCAUGCCCAUACGGUAAGGAUCAGGUUCAAUAAGAAGCUAUUGCGUGAUUUCACUUUCGUUCUUAUUGUCCGAUGACCAUGAUUUUAUGCUUUGAAAGAUGUGCUUGCUUUUCAUUAUGAUUUUACACAUGAACUAAUUAUCAAACAUUUUCUCGCGAUUAAUAGUCAUUACUGAUUGUAGAGCCAAGCUAGGAAAACCAAUUUGUUUCGACACCUGUACUGCUAAUUUUCGGAAGGCGGUGAGGUAAAACGACUACCCGUCGCUAACCGUAAAUUGUUGACCAGGUGCUGUCUGUAAAAUUUGGUGUUCUGUCUCUGAUGUGUAUUACUCCCCAUGCAACCAUAGGUUUACAAUGUUGUGGAGAGCACUGGUGGUUGUACUUUAGCAGAAAGUUUAUCCAUCUGGCUCUGGUUGUUCAAAGACUGGAUAGCGCUCUUGACUGAAUAAAUCUCGAUUCGGUGGAUAGCGCAGUACGUUCUGCUCACACUUAUCCAUUGGACAGCGAUUUACCCAUUUGAUAGAUGCCGUGAUGAUGCCGUAGAACGGCGAAAGCUCGGAGUGAAUAAAGAAAGAACCACAGUAGCACUUAAAGGCUUCAUUUGAUCAAUAUCCCACGCCAUUUGAUAGUGUUAUCCGUCCUUUGAACAACUGGUCUCUGAAAGAUCUCUCAAGAAAGUAAAGGGUUUUCAUGUUGGAAAAUCCUGAUCACUUUGUAUUUACAUAACAUUUCUGUGUUUGUAAACAGGUACUAACACUAAUGAAAUCGCUGGUUACCGUGCAUGUCGAUGCCUCCAUAAAUUCUACCGCUUGGAUCGUUUUGGCCCUUGCAAAUCGUGUCCAUAUCAUGGAAUGAACUGUGAGAAUGAUACUGCAAUAUUAGCACCAAAUUACUUUUGGAAAUGGAACAGCUCCGAAAAAAUGGAAUCUUACAGAAGUUUCGUCCAAAACAUCCAAAUUACCACAGCUGAAUAUAAUAAAACCUUCUCCACUUUUGAAGGACUGUUGCCAAAGCCUCUGAAGUGCCCUUAUCCAGACUCAUGUAAGGGCGGAAUAAACUCAACGUGCAACACUGGCUACCAGGAUACCCUCUGUGCAACAUGUUCCUCGUACCAUUAUCUUAGAUUCAACAGAUGUUUAAAAUGUCCUAAGCUGGUAGUCACAGUCAUUUCUUGUGGUCUGAUACUUUUGUUCUUUGUCCUGCUGUUUGUGAUUGUUUUCAAGUGCGACUCAAGACGAGCAGGAGACAAUCGUUUUGUUGCAGAUGUCGUAAUGUCCUGCAUUAAGAUCAUUAUUGGAUUCUAUCAAGUUCUUGCUGGUAUUUUUUCAGCUUUGCUGCAUGUACAGUGGCCAAUGGCUAUUUUAUCUGCGGCGAAAUGCUUGAAAUUUGUUGAAGGAAAUAUUUUACAGUUCGCACCUCUGAGUUGCAUUCACCCUGUGCUCCGCUUGGACCCAUUUAUUCAAUUUGUCCUCGCUAUUACUAUAAACGUCUUUGCUGUCUCUUUAAUACUGCUUUACCUCUUCUUUAAAAUGCUUCUCCUUAACAGGAUGGAGAAUUCCACGGGAGAAAACAAUUCCAAUUUUAUAGCGAGAAACACCUUAGAAAGAAUGGAGGAUACCACAGCAGAAAAUGCCUUGUAUGGAAUUGAGAAUUCCAUGCUAGAGAGUGCUUCGGCGAGCUCAACGGGGGAAUCCAAACGGGAAAAAAUCUCAAACUUGAAGAAGUCUUGCUAUCGAAACAUCUUUUUAUUUCUCCUGUUGUCUUAUCCAAUAACAAGUAAGAAGAUUAUAAACAUUCUGCCCCUGCCAGGAGCGUGUGUCAAGAAGUGUUUCUUGAAUGAUGACAACGAUUGUAUUUCUCUACUGAAGGCCGACUAUUCCAUUCCUUGUUCUACCUCUCGACACACUGACUUUUGGCACAUCGCUGCUGGGUUUGCACUGUAUCCCAUCGCCUUCCCAAUUCUGCUGCUGGCACUCCUUUGGAAAUGUCGAAAAUACCCGCAAAAACACAAACAGUUUAACUUUGGCUUGAAAGUGUUCUAUGAGAACUAUAAGGACAAGUAUUGGUUCUGGGAGAUAGUUGAGAUGUACCGGAAGCUGAUCUUUAUUUCAGUCAUUCUUCUGUUCGACUCCGAAAGCGAUUCUCAAAUUGGCUUUGCUGUGAUCGCCGCAAGUGCAUCAGGAAUUGUGUACACCAUCUUUCGACCGAUGAAAGACAAGUUUGAAGAUCGACUACAAACGUUUGUGCUUUGGGUGAUAUUCUUUAAUGUCUUUCUUGGUGCAGUUUAUUCACGGCCCGCCUUGAACGAGGGGCAUGGAGAUAACAAUUCGUUAUUUGUAAAUGUGAUGUUUUUGAUUCUCAACUGUGCCGUGUUGGUUGUGGCAGUUGGUAAGUCA
Pocillopora meandrina is the source of this 4557-nucleotide messenger RNA. Lineage: Eukaryota; Metazoa; Cnidaria; Anthozoa; Scleractinia; Pocilloporidae. The record is from the annotation of a GenBank genome assembly.